Messenger RNA from Saccharomycopsis crataegensis, 2604 nucleotides. RefSeq lists its product as uncharacterized. The record is from RefSeq and is a predicted model, not a curated record. Bases 1 to 2604 code for a protein of 867 amino acids. NCBI's taxonomy places the organism in Eukaryota, Fungi, Ascomycota, Saccharomycetes, Ascoideales, Saccharomycopsidaceae. The transcript has a single exon.
AUGAAGUUCUACGGCUUGUUCACUCCUUUGGUUUUAGCUGGUAUUGCCCAAGCAGCCAGUGUCGGAACUCUCACUGUCCAUGUUUACUCCACUAUUACCGAUUUCACCACUUACUGUCCAUUGACCUCAACCUCUGAAGAAGUUUCUUUGGUUACCGACUAUGUUACCGACGACGUCACUGUCACAGAGUCUAUUGAGAAUUGUGGCACUAGAGACUGUAACGGUUCCUCUACCACUUCCGUCCAAAAGACAACAAAGGCUAGAACUUCCAAGACCACUAAAACCCGUACAAUUGUGACUACCUCUGCCUCCACUUACUCCUCUUAUACCGUUAUUACUUCCAAAGCUACUCCACCUGGCGAUUGUUCAUCAUAUGUCACUGUUACCCAUAACCAUGGUUCCUCAAGUACCUCUGAAAGUACUCCAAGUAUCACACACCCAGCCUCUCAAACCCAUGUGUCUUCUACUACUGAAAGUAAAGCCUCUUCUCACGGUUCUUCAUCUGUGACCCACCCAGGUUCUCCAGCUUCCCCAACCCACGAAACCUCUACUACUGAAUGUGAAACCUCUUCCCAUGGUUCCUCCGUCACUCAGCCAGGUGUCUCACACCCAGCUUCCCCAGUUUCCCCAACUCACGAAACCUCUACUACUGAAUGUGAAACCUCUUCCCACGGUUCUUCAUCUGUUACCCACCCAGGUUCUCCAGCUUCCCCAACCCACGAAACCUCUACUACUGAAUGUGAAACCUCUUCCCACGGUUCUUCAUCUGUGACCCACCCAGGUUCUCCAGCUUCCCCAACCCACGAAACCUCUACUACUGAAUGUGAAACCUCUUCCCACGGUUCUUCAUCUGUUACCCACCCAGGUUCUCCAGCUUCCCCAACUCAUGAAACCUCUACUACUGAAUGUGAAACCUCUUCCCACGGUUCUUCAUCUGUGACCCACCCAAGCUCCCCAGUUUCUCCAACCCACGAAACCUCUAGCACUGUUACUUCCACUGAAUCCUCCAGUUCUUCAUCUGCUACCCAUCCAAGCUCCCCAGUUUCUCCAACCCACGAAACCUCUAGCACUGUUACUUCCACUGAAUCCUCCAGUUCUUCAUCUGUUAUCCAUCCAAGCUCCCCAGCUUCCCCAACUCAUGAAACCUCGACUACUGAAUGUGAAACCUCUUCUCACGGUUCUUCAUCUGUGACCCACCCAAGCUCCCCAGUUUCUCCAACCCACGAAACCUCUAGCACUGUUACUUCCACUGAAUCCACUAGUUCUACUGCUAGUUCUACCUCUUUGGUUCCAGUCCCAACUACCAACUCAACUUCUUUAACUCCAGUCGCUACCACUAGUUCUACCUCUUUGGUUCCAGUCCCAACUACCAACUCAACCUCUUUGGUUCCAGUCCCAACUACCAACUCAACUUCUUUAACUCCAGUCGCUACCCCUAGUUCUACCUCUUUGGUUCCAGUCCCAACUACCAACUCAACCUCUUUGGCUCCAGUCGCUACCACUAGUUCUACCUCUUUGGUCCCAGUCCCAACUACCAACUCAACCUCUUUGGCUCCAGUUCCAACUACUUCUGCUUCAUCCACCUUCGUCUCCAUUCCAACUACUUCUGCUGAAUCUAGUUCUUUGAGCUUCCCAAAUACCUCUUCAUUGUUGACUUCUGAAACCACUGCCUCCAGCUCAGAAAGUUAUACCAACUUGGUGGUCACUAUCACUACUGAAGGUACUAGCACCGUUUACACUACUUACUGUCCAUUGACUGCUGCUUCUAGCAUUGCUUCCAGUGUCGCUGCUUCCGGUGCUCCAAGUUCCACUGCUGCUGCCAUCAAAACUACUGCUUCUGCUUCUACUUCCAGUGCUUCAACUACUACUGUUGGUACCACUAAAUCUUCUGAAUCUGCUGCUGUUUCUAGCUCAGAAAGCUAUACCAACUUGGUGGUCACUAUCACUACUGAAGGUACUAGCACCAUUUACACUACUUACUGUCCAUUGACUGCUGCUUCUAGCAUUGCUUCCAGUGUCGCUGCUUCCGGUGUUCCAAGCACCACUGCUGCUAUUGCUACCCCAUCUGGUGUUGCUCCUCCUGCUCCAGAAAGCUACACUACUGUUGUCACCUCUAUUGAAAACAAAUCCACUGUGGUUCACACUUUGACUCUUGCUAAGUCUUCUGCUACCCCAACUCCUGCUGCUCCAACUUCUGUCGUUGAAUCCUCAGCCGCUCCAACUUCUGUUGUUUCUUCCAGUGAAUCUGCUGCUGCUCCAACUUCUGUUGUUUCUUCCAGUGAAUCUGCUGCUGCCCCAACUUCUGCUGCUGCUCCAACUUCUGCUCCAAUCUCUGAUUUGGAAAGCUACACUACUAUUGCCACUUCUAUUGAAGGUAACUCCACCGCUAUCCACACUUUGACUCUUGCAAAGUCAAAAUCUUCAGCUUCUGCAGUCGCCACCAGCAGCGUCAGCUCUGUUAUCUCUGUUUCCACUGAAGCUGCUACCAACAUAACUGCAUCUACUUCUGAUGCUGCCUCAGUUUCUGUCUACAGUGCUGCUGCCAACAAACAAAUGGUUGGUUCUGGUUUGGCUUUCAUUGCUGGCUUAUUGUUCCUUGCUUGA